Molecule: messenger RNA, 3020 nt
Organism: Phoenix dactylifera (date palm)
Lineage: Eukaryota; Viridiplantae; Streptophyta; Magnoliopsida; Arecales; Arecaceae
Biological process (GO): RNA processing; mitochondrion organization
Cellular component (GO): mitochondrion
Molecular function (GO): protein binding; mRNA binding
Source: RefSeq, a predicted model, not a curated record
UAAGGAUGUGGAUGAGAGCAGCACGGAGUAGCUUAUGAUGUCAAUGAUUAAUCUUUCUCAAAAAGAUAAGAUUAAAAAAAAAAGAAAAAAAGAAGUAGAGAGGGAGAGGGAGAGAUUUUAGAUGAUGUGGAAAUAAAGGGGCUCUUGAAACUUUGGAGAAAAGGUCUCUCUUAAUUAGAAACAUACUUGGAAUGCACGAGGAGGAGGAAUGGCAUCGUUUCCUUGCCCUCUCUUCUACCUCCUCUUCCCCAACAACUUCUUCUUCCUCCCGUCCCAUCAAGAAAACUACCGGUGGAACGAAACCACCUUUUUUAACAGAGAGAGCCUUGGUCGAGCGAUGCCGAUCCAAUGCUCUCACGGUCGAAGACGCGCUCGAUUUGUUCAACGCCGCGGUGGUUGCCGCUCCCAAGCCCUCCAUCUACGCCAUCAACCUCCUCCUCGGUGCUAUCGCCAGAAUGAAGCACUACCCGGUCGUGAUCUCUCUCUGCAACAAGCUAAAUCUUUUAUCAGGAAUCCAGCCAAAUAUCUGCACUUAUAGCAUCGUGAUCAGCUCAUGCUGCCGAAUGAACUCCGUCGACCUGGGCUUCAGCGUCUUAGGAGGCCUCCUCAAACGUGGCCUCUCUCCCAGAACCACUAUGCUCAACCAUCUCAUCAACGGUCUCUGCUGCGAUAAAAGGGUCCGGGAGGCAGCCAUGCUGUUCGAUAAAAUGCCUCUGAUGGGAUGCCAGCCGAAUGUGGUCUCAUGCAGUGCUCUCAUCAAGGGACUCUGCAAUACCGGAAGUACCGCUUUGGCACUGGAGCUGCACCAGAAGAUGGCUAUGCUGGGAGAUGCUUGCAAGCCUAACAUAUUCACGUACAACACUAUUAUCCACCACCUUUGCAAAGAGGGACGUGUGAGCGAUGCAUGCAAACUGCUCGAGGAAAUGAGUCGUGCGGGUGUUAAACAGGAUGUUCGCACUUACAACAGCGUUAUUUAUGGACAUUCCGCUUUAGGCCACUGGAAGCAGGCUGUUGGUAUUUUCAAGGAGAUGGUGGAUCAAGGCUUUUCACCGGAUGUGGUGACAUUCAGCAUGCUGAUGGGUGCACUUUCCAAACAUGGGAGGACUGCAGAAGCGCAUAAAUUAUUAGAUUUGAUGAAGGAAAGAGGUGAACAACCUGAUGUAAUCUCGUAUACUAUAUUGGUGCAAGGAUACUGUCAAGAAGGCCGUCUCGCUGAUGCUAGGGAAGUCUUCAAUUCCAUGUUGGUUAAAGGUCCUGCUCCUAACAGUCAUACUUACUCGGUUUUGAUUAAUGGAUUUGUCAGGAAUCAGAAAAUGGAUGAGGCCGUCGAGCUAUUCAACAAAAUGCAGCGAGGAGUAGAGCCUGAUAUCGUUACCUAUAAUACUGUGCUGGAUGGGCUAUGCCACCUUGGGAGAGUGGAGGAUGUUCGAGUCCUCCUUGAUGAAAUGAUGCAUCAGGGAAUACAUCCAAAUGUUGUCACUUAUAGCUCAAUAUUGUGUGCAUUUUGUAGAUUAGGGAAGUGGAAAGAAGCUCAUCAGUUGCUUCAUGAAAUGACAGUGCAGCAAAUUCAUCCUGACAUCGUGACAUUCAAUGUAUUGAUCGAUGCCAUUUGUAAAGAAGGAAUGGUUCGAGAGGCACAUGGAUUAUUGGAAGAGAUGAGCUGUAGGGGUAUGGAGCCUAAUGUAGUAACUUAUAAUACACUAAUGGAUGGUUACUGUAUGGUAGGACAACUAAGCGAUGCAGUGAGAGUUUGUGAUUUAAUGGUUUUGAAAGGCCAUGGACCCAAUGCUUUUUCAUACAAUAUAUUAGUUGACAGCUAUUGCAAAAGUGGGAGGAUUGAUGAGGCUUUGAGUCUCUUUAGUGGAAUGCCUCAUAAAGGAGUGCAGCAUACAGUCAUUACAUACAAUACCAUGUUAGCUGGAUUAUAUCGAGUUGGUAGAGUUGCUGAUGCAGAAAACUUGCACGACAAGAUGCUUGCUGCUGGGAUAUGCCCUAAUCUUCGCACAUACAACAUAAUCUUGGAUGGGCUUUGCAAAAACCAAUAUAUUGAUGAAGCUAUGAAGCUGUUUCAAGAUGCAUUAUCUUCUAAUGUUAACCUCGACAUUGUCUGCUUCAAUUCCAUGAUUGAUGGUUUGGUCAAAGCUGAAAGGUUCCAAGCAGCCAAAAAUAUCUUCAAUACUAUUCAUGUCAAGGAUUUGAAACCAGAUGUUAUUACUUUCAACAUAAUGGUAAAUGGCCUCAUGAAGGAAGGGUUGUUUGACGAAGCCAAUAACUUGCUCUUGCAUAUGGAGAAGUCUGGCUGUCCUGCAAAUUCUACCACAUUCAAUACCAUUAUUCACGGUUUGCUGGAGAAAGAGGAGAUAGAGAGGGCAAUAAAUAUGAUUAGGAAAAUGAAAGAGAGAGGCUUUUCUCUUGUGGCAUCAACUGCGUCUCAGAUAUUUAAUUUGUUUUCGAAGGACGGGCAAUAUCAUGAAUAUCUGAAGUUGCUUCCAGAUUUUUAUCAGGAUGGUACAAAGUGAUGAGAGCAACAUAUACAUUGAAUUGGGCUUUUGAUGAUUGUAUUUUCACAUACACAUUGCUUGUGCUCCAUUUUCAGCCUCGGCCUUCCUCCGCCGCGUUCAGGUUGUACUGAUCCCCUGAAUGAGAAUGUAAACCUCUAGUUGUUGUUUCAACAUAUUGAAGGGAGAUUUCUGGGAACAAGUUCUUGAUGUCAGUGGGCUCCUCCAGUGGAGGUUUAAGUGAACUAAGAAGGUAAUUGUGAUAGGGAUCAGGGAUUUUGUCAAACGAUUUCUCAAGGCUGCAAAGAGGGGAAGCUUCAUGUCAGCAGAAUGAUCAUGCCUGUCGUCAGGCAGCAAAAGUUACAGGGUUCUACAUCAUCUAAAGAUGAUACCGGAUUUGUAGUGACUGCUCAGUGAGAAAUGAACAAUUCCUGCUAUUACAAAACCAAUUGGAAUUCAAUUAAAAAUAAAUCUGCCAACAGUUAAAUUCAUUUAUUUUUUUUAAAUAAAAAACUUCCAUCA